CAGUGACGCAUUAUUGGCUCCGCCUACAAUGCAACGCAGACAAGGGAACCUCAAACAAGACAACAGGAGCAAAUGCUCUACUACGUUAACCUGACAUUAUAGACAAGAUUAUACUAUUCUGAAGACACGGAGUUAAAGAUCCUGUAAUAACACAGAUUUUUCCAAGCGGAGGAAACCCGACAACAAUCUUCAGAGUCAACUGUACUUCACAGCCAUUGUCCGUGUCGGGAAAAGGCGACAGCUACAGGCCGCCGGUGGUACUGCACCUGCCGGGAGUUGUAAGUGAGACAUUGGGAGUCUGAAUUAUUUAACGGUGGAAAAUGAGCUCCGAGGAGGCGGCAGCUCCAACAAAAACGGGAACAGAUGACGAUGGCAUGUCCUGGUGGUACCGGUGGAUCUGCAAAAUAUCUGGUGUGCUGGGUGGCAUAUCAUGUGCCACAAUGGGAGUUUGGAAUUGUGUGACUGUGAAUCCCUUAAACAUUGCAGCUGGAGUCUGGAUGGUGUUAACAGCAUUUGUGCUGUUUCUCUGUGAGGUCCCCUUCUGCUGUCAGUUUAUUGAGUUCGCAAACGCAGUGGCGGCGCGUGCAGACAGAUUAAAGCCGUGGCAGAAAGCUCUCUUUUACUGCGGGAUGGCACUGUUUCCUAUUUGUCUGAAGUUAAACAUUACCACUCUCUUCGGGAAUGCCAUCGCCUUUGCCACUGGAGUGCUGUAUGGACUCGCAUCCCUUGGAAAGAAAGGUGAUGCGGUGAGCUACGCCCGGUUGCAGCACAAUAAACAGGGUGAUGAAGAGAAAGUUACAGGCACCACAGAUGGUUCUGUGCCGUGAAUCUCUUUCUUCACCUCCUCCUUUACUCCUCUACCUCCAUUUCACCUCCCUCUCUUUGUGUGUGUGUAUCCUGACUGGAGUGACCAUCACUUCAUUGUUGGAUUACAGAUAUACCAUAUGCUCUUUUGAUCAGUGAAGUAAUUGGGUUUUAGGUGAAUAUUUGAUUUAAACUCUAAUGCACAAUUUAGUCUUUUUGUAUUUAUUGAAUAAUAAUUUUGUCUCGCAUUAUGAAAAUCGUAUCGGGUUGACCUUUGAUUUUUAACUUUAAAUGUUUUUUGUGUUUCAUUCGUGAGACAAAAAGUUGGAGAAAUUAAUGCAUUAACUAUCGUCACCUGCCUCAUAUUUACAUCAAACAACCUCAGCACCAGCACAGGGAUUUGAAAUUAUGGCCAUUGGGAUUUUCCCACAAUUCUUUGCGCUGCAGAUGAUCACAAACAGAAACAUUUGUGACGUGUAAAUCCGUUAAGACACAGAAUUAUAAGUUUAAGCAUGGUAAAACGUGUUUUAACAAUUGCAGGGAUAAAAAACUGAAUCUGUGAGUGUUUAUGUACCUCUGUUAACAGGCCUUUGCCCUAAAUCCUGCGCUGCAGCAUGAUGUGUUUAUCAAUGCUGGAAUGUAUUUUUGCUACGCUGCUUUAAAAUCUCACAUUCAUUGAUUUUUGGCGGAUGAGUAUUUGUGUAUAAGUGUGUACUGGUUGUUUCAUAUAAGAACUUGUAAUUGUGAGUGAUGGGUUAGAUUUUAAGGUUGCCCGAAGUUUACUCUGCGUCUUCAGGAACUUGUGUGUGUUUCUCUAAAGUUGUUCAUGUCUUGCCAUCUAAAGAAGGGCUUUUUAUCUAGAACAAAAAAUAACUGGGAUGCUUAAUGAUGCAGUGAUGACAUUUUGCAUGUUUUGUCAAAGACGGUUGUGCAGAAAAUGAUUGUCCUUCUCCACAUCAAGAAGCAUAUAUUUAACAUUUAUUACAGUUCUGAAAUCUUAACAGUUUUAAAAACUAAAACGAUUCUUUUUCAGGCAAACAAACUAAACUGAACCAGUCUGGUCCCAACACUGAACACUAUGAAAGCCAUCAUUAAAGUCUGUGUAAAGUCCGAUAUUAAAUGUGUUCUGUUAGUCACACCACAGAAAAAAAUUUGAAUGAUUAAAAAACGCCACGUAAAAAAGUAAGUUAAUAAAAAUCUUGGAAAAAUAGGCCGGAUUCUCUGUUCUCAAACGCUGGGAGCGUGUCCGCGGUCGGCGCCGAAGCCACGCCCACUCGCGGAAAAGUCCAAGGGCCUAUGGGCGGGGCCAUUCUUGGAGGCUGCAGUGCGUCACUGAGCAACUGUUUUUGCUCCUCCUAAAUAAUCCUGAUACACAGAAAUGUGGAAAACUAAUGGUUUAACUUCACGAUUCAGUAGUACUACAUAGUUCACAGGCUUUGUAACGUGUUUCUGCAAAAUAUUUCUAACAUUUAUAAUGUGUUUACAAACAAUUCUCUGAAAUGACUUUACACAAACUUUAAAAAACAAACAAGACUAACGCUCUUUAUUGCUGAGGUCAUUCUGUACUGUUUCUACUUUAGUGUUCAUACGGUUACAGCAUUUAUUCUGUAUUGAAGGUCACAUGCUGUCUCUAAACUUUUUAUAAUAUUGACAUGCGGUGAAAGUUAAUUUUCAUGUUUAGCUGGAUGCUAGUCUUUUACUAACACUAUUGAGCUUUUGCAUUUGUGAACCAGUUUGGUCUCCAAGUCCACCAGCACAUUAAUCUCAUUAUACAGAUGGGAUUUAACUCACAUUUCCAGUAUAGUAGGACUAUCUGUUACUAACUUUGGUAGACAUUUAGUUGUGUUUAUAGCAACACUUGAUUUACAGUCAAAAUGAUCAUAUAGACACUAUUGCUUUAAAAUAUGGCAACAUUUAGUAAGUGAUAAACCUAAAAAAUAAAAAGUCUUUAAUGUAGCUAAGCUAUGAUCCUGGCUUUGUGUGUAAUGUAUUUGUUUGAUCAAUGAAUGUAACACAUUGCAAUGAUGCAUUAAGGAAUCUCAUCCAUGAUGAUGUUUUCCCCAUGUGAUAAAUAAAGUCAUCCGUUUUUGACUUUCCA
Messenger RNA from Misgurnus anguillicaudatus (oriental weatherfish), 2902 nucleotides. It is a transcript of the gene cacfd1, whose product is annotated as calcium channel flower domain containing 1. Gene Ontology annotation, biological process: vesicle-mediated transport. Gene Ontology annotation, cellular component: membrane. The record is from RefSeq and is a predicted model, not a curated record. NCBI's taxonomy places the organism in Eukaryota, Metazoa, Chordata, Actinopteri, Cypriniformes, Cobitidae.